AUGGGCAAGCAAGACGCAGAGGACGAUACAGCAGUAAGGAAACUGAGAGAGAAAUACGAAAAGAAAGAGAGAAGCAGAAGGAAACUUCUGGCAUCUGACACAGUAAUAACCAAAGACACGAUCAGGAAAAUAGUUAAGGUUGCUGGAGUAGUCCAUCUGAAACUAUCUGAGAAAAUCCAAAACCUCCUGGAGAAGAGAUUCGCCGAGAAGUCUGAAGCUGACACUCCGUGGAUUUAUCUCAACAAAAAAUGUAUUCAGGGCGACGUGGAUGCGAACGGCGAGAAGUCAGACUUCUUCGCAGUCAAGGAGGAGAUUGCGCAUGAAACCAAAACGACAAUCACGGGAAUUUUGUCCAGAAGUGAAGAUCAGCUUUCAGAACGCGACCCCUGUGAAGAAGACGGAACCUACACUGCAGUGGGCAUAGAGGAAAUUGAUAAAGUAACGAUACACAGGAGGAGAUACGACACUGGCGUCCAGGCUGUUCCUGAAGUUCAGUCCUCAGAAGUGCAGACACAUCCAGGACUUCCAGUCAACGUGUGGUCACAGUACUCUUACGAUGUCGACGAAAUAGGCCAGCUGCAACCUGACAUUUUAGUCAGGUCAUCACGCUUCCUAAAGGCUAAACAAUCGGAAAUUGAAGACGCUCUUAAAUACAAUGAAGCAUUCGAUCACCACAAAGAUGACUAUCAGAACCUCAUCCUAAGGAAGAGAGACACAGAAAUCCCGAAGCAACUAACUUAUGAAGAACAAGAAAUCUUUAUUGAUGUUCGAUUGUGCAAAGGAAAAAUUAUAUCGUGCGCUGCUUGGCAUCCGAAGAGAGAAGGUUACUUUGCGACAGCGUACGUGAGCAACCGUCCUGGUAGACAUUUUUCUGGUGUUGACACGGCUUCCGAAUAUCUGCCGGAUGUCGAGGAUUCACCGGAAAACAUUCACGACAGAAAUCCUGUGCUACUGUGGAGCUUCAAAGAUCGAUUUCACUCAAAACUGACUCUUCUUAGUCCUCGACCUGUCCAGUGCCUAAAAUUCUGCCCGCACAACGCAGACAUACUUGUAGGCGGACUUACCAAUGGACAGAUAGUUAUAUGGGACCUUACGGAGAAUCUAAGACGGAUAGAAGGAGAACUUGAUACAUCAGAGUGGCGCGCAGUGGAAAGAACAUCUUUAGUAUGUCGAGAUGGAGUUCUGGAAAAAGUUCCACCAACUUCACCAACGCUACAGUUCUUAUCGUGUUCUCUUGAUGGCCACAUGUAUGGAUGGAAUUUGUUGGAAGUACCUACACCGAAACGCAAGAAAGUGGUCCAGAAGAAGUCUGCGAAGCGGCCACGUUCUGAAGGCCCCGAGCGGACGCCUGUGUCUCCGUACGCCAAACUGCACGGCUUACUGCAACCCCAUUUCAAGGUCUCGGCUGACUACCCUAUUUCCAGUUUCAGUUCACCACUACCUGCUAUUUCCGGCAAUCGGCUAUCAGAGACGGAUGAAGUAGCCUCGACAUAUGGAGAAAUACGUCCAGAGGAAGCUUUGCAGUUCACUUCCAUGGCAGAUGUGCAUGACGGACCAAUAGAAGCGCUGGAAAGGUCUCACUUUGUUGAAGAGAUAUUAAUUAGUCUUGGAGGCAGAGUGUUCGCUAUUUGGAGCGAAGAUUACAAGGGGCAGCCUCUCUACUGGAGACAGUAUAAGAUUCGACUGACAGCUUGCCGUUGGUUCCUUCAUCGUCCCAGCAUGUUUCUUAUUGCGAGAGAGGAUGGACGUUUCGAAACCUGGAACUGGUUUCUUGACAGUUGUCAACCAAUACACAUAACCGAUGUUUUGGGAAAGCCACUGACAGGAAUAUACCAGAGUCCAAUAAACCAUGACAACAUAUUUGGAGUUGCUGAUUCAGGAGGAACAUUCAGAAUAUUUAAUGUCCCUCAUGAAUACACAGAAUUCCAUCCUGAAGAUGUUAUAAAACUGAGGAAUAUGUUUGAACAACAUGUUGAGUGCAAACGCCUAUUAACAUCAUGGACGACAAAAUGGAAAGAAAAAUUUGCUGAUUUUUUGAAGCAGAAAAGGAAAGAAGCUGAACGCCUCCAUAAACUGAAAAUGAUAAAGGAAAAGGAGAAAAUACGACUAGAGAAAGAAAGGCUUAAAGCCAUUAAAGAAGCAGAACUUGCAUUGCAGAAAAGAACAAAGCUAUUAAAGUGGCAGAAAGCACAGGAAAUAUGGGAUGCUAAACAAGAGAAACGAGCAAUAGGAAUACUCCUCAGUCAGAAGAACCUAGAUAAUGACCACCUAGAAACAGAGCAAAAGCCAUUCGUGAAAUUACAGGAGGAACAAAAAUCCAAAAGGAUAAAGCAGACAGAAGUAAUAAAUAUGAAUGAAAGUAUUUAUAAGGAAAUACUCUCUCUCAAAUUCCCUGAUCUCAAAGAGGUAAGAUAA
Schistocerca americana (American grasshopper) is the source of this 2415-nucleotide messenger RNA. Its product is annotated as dynein axonemal intermediate chain 3-like. The transcript has 13 exons. The record is from RefSeq and is a predicted model, not a curated record. Gene Ontology annotation, biological process: cilium movement involved in cell motility; inner dynein arm assembly. Bases 1 to 2415 code for a protein of 804 amino acids. Lineage: Eukaryota; Metazoa; Arthropoda; Insecta; Orthoptera; Acrididae. Gene Ontology annotation, molecular function: dynein heavy chain binding; dynein light chain binding. Gene Ontology annotation, cellular component: inner dynein arm.